AUGGCUGCAUUUUCUCGCUGUUGCAACGUGGUGCUGCUGGGCACGAGGGUGGCGCUGGCGCUGCCAGACUGCCGCAGCCAGAGGACAGAGAGCCAGGUCCUGGCCCUGGACACCCACAUGAACCUGAUCGUCAAGGUCGACGAGCUGCCUGACAGUGUGACCCACCUGGUGGUGGGCACCACGGUGCCGGUGGUGUACCCCCACCUGCUGGGGGGCGACGCGGUGCUGUCCUGCCUGGCAAAACUCAACAAGGUGCCCUUCUUCCACCGCCUGUUCAAGAGCACCGGGGUCCACAAGGCGGUGUUCAACGAGGUCGAGGAGCCGGAGCUGCUGGACGACCUCAAGUGA
This is a messenger RNA of Monoraphidium neglectum, 348 nucleotides long. RefSeq lists its product as hypothetical. The coding region runs from base 1 to 348 and encodes 115 amino acids. Gene Ontology annotation, cellular component: membrane. NCBI's taxonomy places the organism in Eukaryota, Viridiplantae, Chlorophyta, Chlorophyceae, Sphaeropleales, Selenastraceae. The record is from RefSeq and is a predicted model, not a curated record. The transcript has 5 exons.